AUGCUGCCUCGGCGACUUCGCAGGAGCCGCUGCUGUAUUGCCGUCCUCAGUGUUGUCGGCAUCAUCGUCCUGUUAAUGGCCGCCGGGGGCGUAUUCGGGAUCAAAAAGCUCAGAAUCACCCCUCUGGAUGGGAAAUCGCCGCCAUGGUAUCCUACGCCUAGGGGAGGCACCGUUCGCCAGUGGGCCGACAGCUACAAAAAAGCCGCUGACGUGGUGUCCAAGAUGACGCUGCCGGAAAAGGUCAACAUCACGACUGGCACGGGAUGGAGCAUGGGCCUCGCAGUGGGCAACACGGCGCCAGCAAUUCACGUUGGAUUCCCUGCACUGGCUCUGCAGGAUGGACCGCUGGGCAUUCGCUUUGCAGACAAUGCUACGGCUUUUCCGGCUGGUAUUACCGUUGGCGCAACAUGGAAUAGGCAGCUCAUGUAUGAGCGCGGCAAGGCUCACGCACUGGAAGCUCGUGGCAAAGGAAUCAAUGUGCUGUUGGGUCCUGCCAUUGGCCCCUUGGGGAGAAUGCCUGCUGGCGGGCGCAACUGGGAGGGCUUCGGCUCGGAUCCGUAUCUCCAGGGCGUUGCUGGCUCUCAGACCAUCAAGGGUAUCCAGGAUCAGGGCGUCAUGGCCACCAUCAAGCACUUUAUCGCCAACGAGCAAGAGCAUUUCCGCCAGGCGUGGGAAUGGGUGCUGCCGAAUGCCCUGUCGUCCAACAUCGAUGACCGCACCCUGCACGAGAUUUAUGCCUGGCCAUUUGGAGACGCCGUCAAGGCCGGUGUUGCUAGCGUCAUGUGCUCCUAUAACAUGGUGAACAAUUCAUACGCCUGUGGUAACUCGAAGCUGCUCAAUGGCAUUCUCAAGGACGAACUUGGAUUUCAGGGCUUCGUCAUGUCGGACUGGCUGGCACAGCGAUCAGGCGUGGGUAGUGCCCUGGCUGGAUUAGAUAUGAGCAUGCCAGGAGAUGGCCUGCGUUGGCAGGAUGGCAAUUCUCUCUGGGGACCCAAUCUCUCCCGCGCUGUCCUGAACGGUUCGCUGCCCCUUGAACGACUCAACGACAUGGUUGUUCGAAUAGUCGCAUCGUGGUAUCAGCUUGGGCAAGAUGAUGAAUCUCUGUUCGAUAGGAAAGGACCCAACUUUUCUUCGUGGACAAAUGAGAAGAUGGGUGUCACAUCGCCCGCUAGUCCAUCGCCUCAAGAUAAGAUUGAAGUUAACAAAUUUGUCAACGUGCAGGCCAAUCAUUCGAUACUGUCUCGCCAGGUGGCCACGGAAGGGACCGUUCUGCUUAAGAAUGAAGGCGUUCUCCCCCUUAGCCUUGAUGGGGAACUGGGCGAAAACGACCAAAAGUCAACCAAGAGAGAUGGUAAAGUAAGGAUAGGCAUUUUUGGAGAAGAUGCUGGUCCUGGCAAUGGUCCGAAUUAUUGCGAAGACAGAUCGUGCAAUCAAGGCACUCUGGGAUCUGGCUGGGGAAGCGGUGCGGUCGAGUUUCCUUACUUGAUAUCUCCUGUCGAGGCUCUCCGAGGCAAAUUUAACAAGGAAAAGGUCCAGUUCACGGAGCAUCUAAAGAAUGAUAAACCAGCAGCAGAUCUCGUCAAGAAUCAAGAUAUAUGCUUGGUCUUCAUCAACUCCGACUCGGGCGAAGGAUAUCGUAACUGGGAUGGGGUUCGUGGUGACCGCAACGACCUCCUGGCGCAAAAGGGAGGCGAAAAGCUUGUCACUGAAGUUGCGGCCAACUGCGGCGAUGGUUCAGGCACGACGAUUGUCAUUAUUCACUCUGUCGGACCCGUGUCUGUAGAUGGAUGGAUUGACAUUCCCAGCGUCAAGGCGCUCAUUUCUGCCAACCUACCCGCACAAGAGAGCGGAAAUGCCCUCGCGAGCAUCAUAUUUGGAGAGGAAAACCCGAGCGGCAAGCUCCCAUAUACUAUUGGCAAAUCUCUCAGCGAUUACGGAGAAGGUGGACAAAUCAUGUAUUUGCCAAACGGAGCUGUCCCGCAGCAAGAUUUUAACGAAGGCCUGUACAUCGACUAUAGACACUUUGACAAGUAUAACAUCGAGCCGCGUUACGAAUUUGGAUUCGGACUUUCAUAUACGAGGUUUGAUUACAACAAUAUCCAAGUUACGGGGACCAAACCGAAAUCACCUCUGCCAGAUGAGCGACCACCACCUGAGGUCCAGCCACCGCAGUUUGACUCCACCAUUCCUGAUGCUAAAGAAGCGUUGUACCCAACGGGUAUUCGCAAACUAAAGAAGUACAUCUACCCGUACAUCGAAUCUGUUGAUGACAUUAAGAAGGGCAAGUAUCCUUAUCCCGACGGCUACGAUGCUCAACAACCCCUAUCCGGCGCAGGCGGUGGCGAAGGCGGCAAUCCAUCACUAUGGGAACCCCUCGUAACUGUGGCUGUCCAAGUGACCAACUCAGGGCAGCGUGGCGGCAAAGCCGUCCCUCAGCUCUAUCUCUCGUACCCCGAAUCGGACACGAUUGACUUCCCCGUCAGGGUUCUGCGCGGAUUUGACAAGCUGUUCAUUAAAGAAGGAGAAACGAAGACGGUGGAGUUUGUGCUGACAAGGAGAGAUUUGAGUUAUUGGGAUGUAGAGAGGCAGAAUUGGGUUAUUCCAGAUGGGCAGUUUACGUUUGCGGUUGGCGAGAGUUCAAGGGAUUUGCGAGUGACCGGCACAUGGUGA
Messenger RNA from Trichoderma asperellum CBS 433.97, 2670 nucleotides. RefSeq lists its product as uncharacterized. NCBI's taxonomy places the organism in Eukaryota, Fungi, Ascomycota, Sordariomycetes, Hypocreales, Hypocreaceae. The record is from RefSeq and is a predicted model, not a curated record. Gene Ontology annotation, biological process: glucan catabolic process. Gene Ontology annotation, molecular function: beta-glucosidase activity.